Aethina tumida (small hive beetle) is the source of this 799-nucleotide messenger RNA. It is a transcript of the gene Blos3, whose product is annotated as biogenesis of lysosome-related organelles complex 1 subunit 3. The transcript has 4 exons. Gene Ontology annotation, cellular component: BLOC-1 complex. Lineage: Eukaryota; Metazoa; Arthropoda; Insecta; Coleoptera; Nitidulidae. The record is from RefSeq and is a predicted model, not a curated record. Bases 78 to 551 code for a protein of 157 amino acids.
UCUGCACAAUGUUUACAUCACUACGUAGCAUUGGAAAUUUUAGGUUAUAUUUUGACAACAGAAAAAUUAUUUGAAAAAUGAGUAAACCCGUUGUUAUUAGUGGAGAAGCGUCUGAAACUGACAGUGAAGAUGAAGUUGUAAUCCCAGUAAUAAAUUCAGCAUUGGGUGUAAAAGGAGAAGUAGUAACAGGAGAAGAUUCAGAAUCAGAGGAUGAAAAUGGGGGCAGUGUCUGUAGUGCGGAGUCUGCCAUGCAUCAAUCCCACACAACAGAUAAUGUAAAGAAUAUUCAAUAUGAUUCACUACUUCAUCAAAAAUUGAGGGAAUGUAAUAUCAAAUUACAUAAUGAUAUAGAAACACACUGUGACAAUUGUAUUGAAGAAGCUUCGAAAACCCUAAAUGUAAUUGAUCAGCAACUUUUGAAAUCACAAGUGACUCUUCAAAACGCCGCCACGUCACUGAAAACGCUGAGUGCUACUUCUGUAACAUUAAAAAACAAAUUACAGUCACUGUUGUCUGCAAAAUUUCUUCCAAAUGUUAAAGUCCAUGAUUAAUUUUUAUUUGCCACUUAUUUUUUAAAUGAAUAUAUACAUGUUGUUAUUCUAUUGUUGACCAAUUUAAAAAUAUAAAUAUACUUAUACAUGGUAUUCUCAAUUUUAAUUAUAAUUGAACUUCUGUAAGUCUAUAAGUUAUAGUCUGAGAAUGUUUAUUAAGUGUUUAAUCAAUAGGACAUUCCAUUUGUAUAUGAUAUCAUAUUUCCGUGUUAUACUUUAAUUUUAUGUUAAUAAACUAUUUUAUUUUU